GCGCACUGGCUUCGCCGCGCGGCGCAGUAGCCAUGGAACAGGCACCUCACGACCCUGAGCGGCAGCUGCAGCCCGCGCCCCUUGAGCCUCUGGGCCGCUGCGAUGCUGGGCUGGAGGCCGCGGGCGGUGAGGAAGCAGAGGGGGCCCGGGACGCGGGAUCUGCAGUCGACACGAUGACAGAAAAUAACUUUUGGUUGAAGAAGAUAGAAAUCAGUGUUUCAGAAGCAGAAAAGCGAACUGGAAGAAACGCCAUGAACAUGCAGGAAACGUACACGGCUUACCUCGUUGAGACAAGGUCUGUUGAACAUGCGGAUGGUCAAAGUGUCCUAACAGACUCACUGUGGCGGCGAUACAGUGAAUUUGAGUUGCUGAGAAACUACCUUUUAGUUUACUAUCCACAUAUUGUUGUGCCACCUCUGCCAGAAAAACGGGCAGAAUUUGUUUGGCAUAAACUCUCUGCUGACAACAUGGAUCCAGAUUUCGUGGAGAGACGACGGAUUGGGUUAGAAAACUUUCUAUUGAGGAUUGCCUCGCAUCCCAUCCUGUGUAGAGAUAAAAUCUUCUAUUUGUUUUUAACACAGGAAGGAAACUGGAAGGAGACUGUAAAUGAAACUGGGUUUCAACUAAAGGCAGACUCCAGGUUAAAAGCGCUUAAUGCAACAUUCAGAGUGAAAAACCCAGACAAGAGAUUUACUGAACUAAAACACUACAGUGAUGAACUGCAGUCUGUCAUCUCCCAUCUUCUUCGAGUCAGAGCUAGAGUUGCAGAUCGACUCUAUGGUGUAUAUAAAGUGCAUGGGAAUUAUGGGCGAGUUUUCAGUGAGUGGAGUGCCAUAGAAAAAGAAAUGGGUGAUGGACUGCAGAGUGCUGGUCACCAUAUGGACGUGUAUGCAUCUUCUAUUGAUGAUAUUUUGGAAGAUGAAGAACAUUAUGCAGAUCAGUUAAAGGAGUAUCUUUUUUAUGCAGAAGCACUGCGGGCUGUAUGCAGGAAACAUGAACUUAUGCAGUAUGAUUUGGAAACGGCUGCUCAGGACUUAGCAUCCAAGAAGCAGCAGUGUGAGGAACUGGCAACUGGGACUGUGAGAACAUUCUCUUUGAAAGGAAUGACUACCAAGCUUUUCGGUCAAGAAGCUCCAGAGCAGAGAGAGGCCAGAAUAAAGGUGCUAGAAGAACAAAUAAACGAAGGAGAACAACAACUAAAGUCUAAAAAUCUGGAAGGCAGAGAAUUUGUGAAAAAUGCAUGGGCUGAUAUUGAACGCUUCAAAGAACAAAAGAACCGUGAUUUAAAGGAGGCCCUCAUAAGCUAUGCAGUCAUGCAGAUCAGUAUGUGCAAAAAGGGCAUUCAAGUUUGGACCAAUGCUAAAGAAUGCUUUAGCAAGAUGUAAUCCUGUGAAAUGAAUUUCUCUUCAAUCAAAGUGCCCCAAAACAGAAGCACAAGUAAAUAAAAGAAAUUCAAGUUGCUACCCACUAUAUAUACAAUAAGUUGGAUAAAUUUAGCUUUCUUUAACCUAAUUGUAGUUGUGUUAAUAUAGCACAAAAAGGAUGUAUUUUAAUGAAGAAUAAAUAUUAUAAUUUGAGGUUUUGGGGACUGGUGCUGAUUCCAAAAAAAUUAAUUUUUUAUUAAUAUAUGCCAACAGAUUUUUUUGUUAGGCUUCUGAACCAAUGACUGAAUCUCAAUAUGUUGGUUAAUUUCUAGAUGUUUGUUUCAGUGCCAACUGUUCCAGAUCUACUAAUGUAGAGAAUUUUUCCUUAAGAUUGAAUUUCUUUAUCUUCCUGAUAGAUACACUAAUCUGUUAUAGGGGCUUGUUUUCUCUUGCCUUAUAGUUGAGCUAUUUGGUUUGACAAAGCUCAGCAGAAACUUACAGUGAAAAAUCUAAGAUUUUCUUCCACAUUCAUUGAGGCCCCUUGUAACAUUUGCAUACACUAGAAAAUGCCUUCGAUUUGUGUUUUACCAGAAUUUUGAUACAGGUUAGAAAUUUUAUACUGCCAACCGAGAAGACUCAACUUCUCAGACAGCGGAAUGUAGUGGAAUACAUUGUUAUGAUCUAGUCAUGGCUAUAGAUAGAAGGUUUUAGCGGGCUGUGUUACGUGUAAGAAUUAAAUUCUUCUCAGAUAAUUCUUAACCUCAGUGAUGAGCCUAAAUUUACUCUGCUUGGCUCUCUACACAUGGCAUUUCAGGGUACAAGAUGUAGCAUUUCAGUGUAUAAGAUACAUGUAGUAAACAUAUGUGUUGGUAUCUUCAUCAACAUCCUUUUUUAUUGCUCGGCUGUAAUUCUUGUAAAGAUAAAUUAUAUUGUUUUUCUAUGUGUGUUUUUGUGGUAUAUGUUCAGAAGCCAGGCAUCCUCGUUUUGCUAGCUUGCAGAAUCUUAAAUGUGUACUCAUUAUUUCUAAUGAUGUUAAAAGAAAAACAAAAAAACCUCUGGUACUGUUUAGCAUUUGACUUUUAUACAUGUUUAAAAUGUUGCUGGAUUUGGGCGGCGCCUGUGGCUCAAGGAGUAGGGCACCGGUCCCAUAUGCCGGAGGUGGCGGGUUCAAACACAGCCCCGGCCAAAAACCACAAAAAAAAAAAAAAAAAAAAUGUUGCUGGAUUUUUGUGCUGUUUGCCAAACUUAUACAAUAAAUAUAUGAAGUAUUA
Nycticebus coucang (slow loris) is the source of this 2635-nucleotide messenger RNA. RefSeq names its product sorting nexin 4 (gene SNX4). NCBI's taxonomy places the organism in Eukaryota, Metazoa, Chordata, Mammalia, Primates, Lorisidae. The coding region runs from base 33 to 1385 and encodes 450 amino acids. Gene Ontology annotation, molecular function: phosphatidylinositol binding. Gene Ontology annotation, biological process: protein transport. The record is from RefSeq and is a predicted model, not a curated record. The transcript has 14 exons.